This is a messenger RNA of Chenopodium quinoa (quinoa), 1589 nucleotides long. RefSeq names its product BAHD acyltransferase At5g47980-like. The transcript has 2 exons. The record is from RefSeq and is a predicted model, not a curated record. Bases 35 to 1435 code for a protein of 466 amino acids. NCBI's taxonomy places the organism in Eukaryota, Viridiplantae, Streptophyta, Magnoliopsida, Caryophyllales, Amaranthaceae.
UACUAGCAACGAGCUUACGACAAAGAGUAUAACAAUGGCCACAAUGAUGAGGGUUGCAAGAACAGCUAAACAAUACGUUAAACCAUCCUCUACUACCCCUCCUCAUCUUAGAAACUUCAAACUUUCCCUCUUGGAUCAGCUUGCUCCUUCAUUGUACGCCCCUAUGGUGUUCUUCUACCCUAUGCAAAAUACUCGAAACCUUAAAAAUGAGCCAGUGAAACACCUAAAACAAACACUCUCCCCUUUCCUCAACCGUUUCUACCCCUUUGCUGGAAGGAUUAAAGAUCAUGUCUCAAUUGAUUGUAAUGAUGCCGGUGUUGAGUUUUUGGAGGCUAAGGUAAACACCCGGUUAGGAGACUUCUUAAAACAACCUGAUGCCGAUGCUUUGAAACACUUCCUCCCCGUUGAUAUUGAGUCUAAGAAAAUGGGGACUAAUAAUUUGGUUCAUGUACAAACUAAUACGUUUGAGUGUGGAGGAAUGGCGCUAGGCAUAUGUUGGUCACAUAAGAUCACAGAUGGUGGGACAGUUUCCGCGUUCAUGCGUGGAUGGUCUUCUAUGGCCUCUAGGUCAGGCAAUGAGGUGAUUCCGGAGUAUGGUGCUUCUUCUUUGUUCCCUCCAUUAGACUCCUCAAUCACGCAAUAUGCACUUAAGCUAGACACGGAUAGAACUUCCACAAAGAGGUUUGUGUUUGAUGGAUCAAAGAUUGCGAAGCUCAAGGCUAGGGCUGCGAGUGAGGGUGUCCCUAAGCCUACUCGAGUUGAGGCUGUCUCGUCCCUUCUUUGGAAAUGUGCAACAAAGGCCUCAAGAGCAAACUCGGGGUCUCAGACAUUAUCAGUGAUGUCCCAAUCCAUGAACAUACGUCGAAGGACCUCACCACCCUUGCCAGACACUAGUAUAGGCAAUCUUGUUGGCUACUACGUAGCAAAGAUGGAAGAAAAUAAUGGUGACCACAUAACACACUUGAGAGAUUUGGUGGCAAAGCAAAGGCAGGGGAAAACAGAGGCAAUUAACAACUACGCGAAGAAGCUGCAGGGGAAAGAUGCAUAUGUAGUGAUCCGUGAGCUAUUCAAAGAGGCAGGAAGCCUACUAAGAAGGGAAGAUGUUGAUUUCUUCAAGUGUCUUAGUACAUGUGGAGAUGGGUUAUAUGAUGCCGAUUUUGGGUGGGGGAAGCCAACAUGGCUAAGCUUGGUUAGUUUAGGUUACAAGAACACUUUUGCCUUAAGUGAGACCAAAGAAGGUGGUGGAAUUGAAGCUUGGGUGACCUUAAAAGAAGAUGAUAUGGCCUUAUUUGAGCGCAAUUUAGAACUCCUUGCGUUUGCCUUGCCGAAUCCAAGUGUCUUAGUAAUGGAUGAAGAAUCUCAGUUGUUGAAACAAGUAGAAAGAAGAUUGAUAUUUGAUGAUCCAAGCCACAACCAAACAUUGCUAACUUGGUGAAGUAUACUACUAAAUUUAAUGCAUUGUAGUGUUGUAAUUCAAGUUUUCUAAGCUAUUGCUUGCUUAUUCUUUAUAUUGCUUAUUCUAGCAUGCAAAAGAAAGAUUUAUCUUUCUUAUUGUAACAAGUUUCACGAGCUAUAGUCAUUAUGCCAAA